ACAUUUUUAUUCCAUAUGUAGACCGAUUUCCUCCAUGUGAAGUUGAGGUGAUGGUUCCCCAAGGCACGACGUGGAAAGCUGUCCCCCAACAGCGUCUGACAGUCAGCUGUCCCGUCAAACACUGUGGACAAUCACAGGAUGUUACCUGGUGUAAACUGCUUGACACACACACAUGCAAACAGAUCAAUAAUUAUACAGAGAAUGUAGAAAUAACACAGAGUGACACACACAAGGACGAACUGAUCUCAUAUUUGACUUUCACACGGAUUUCCAUUCAUGACGGCGGCCUGUACACAUGUCAGUUUAAAGGAUCCAAAUAUGAGGAGAUCAGUCACAUGAUCAACAUCUCAGUUUCAGAUUUACACAAGGGUGUUGAAUACUUUGGGAAUAAUGCAGAUUCAAGCUUUUGGAUGAAACACUCUGACAGUAAUGCAGAUAAACUACCAGACGUUGCUGUUCAGGACAAUGUGUCCUGGCUGCCCUACUUCAUCAUCUGUAUUAGCAUUGCUCUUGUGGUCAUCAUACUGACAGUGUUUACCCUCCUGAGUUUUUAUGGCCCCAAACAAAUUCUGACCUACAACCAUACCAAGGGAAAGGAAAUGUCCAUUCAUAUGAUACCCAACCUCCCCAAGGGGAAUCCUCCAUCCCCUCAUGUGUUGCAAGGCCAUUUUUCCAUUCUGAAUGAUGUCUACUCUUCAAGUACUGCAAACAGACCACCAUCGCAGCCUCCACUGAUGAUCAGUGGAAACCAGCUUGCUGUGGAAAACACAACAGAUGAAAGUCAAGGGUCAGACCAUGCAGUGUAUGCUGUCAUUAGCCACCAACGGCCUGGGAUACCUGCUAAAGAACAGCAUGUUGCAAACAAAAAUUCACAAUAUGCUACCAUCAAUGUUCCCUGAGCAUUUUAGCGUCGCCACAGACACAUGCAGAUGACAAAAUGGAUGGAAAUAUGUAUGUGAUGGUAUCAUGGAACAGGCAGAGAAGCUUUGCGAUCAACACUUGGUAGGAGGUGAAAGGAGGCUUGUGGUCACGCAGAUGCACAGCACAGUUAUCUAAAAUCAACCAGGCUAGACCAGAAGCAGCACUGACUCAACUCGAUCACUUUUGAAUUUGACUUUUUUUGACUUUGACUCUUGUACAGACUUACUGAAAAUGUAUUGUACAUGCUGCCUGUUUGAAGACUGACAUUUGGGAGACGUCUAUAUUUUUGUAAUAAAGAAUUUUAGCAUUGCA
Molecule: messenger RNA, 1233 nt
Organism: Plectropomus leopardus (leopard coralgrouper)
Lineage: Eukaryota; Metazoa; Chordata; Actinopteri; Perciformes; Serranidae
Source: RefSeq, a predicted model, not a curated record